ACCGGCGCUGGCUAUCAUUUGCACCGCACCGUUUUGCAAUAAUCUGAGCUCGUGGAAUACGUUCUAAUUUUUUUUACAAGAAUCUCAUUCUGGGUUCAAUGAAGUUGAUAUUGGAAUCUCGUAAUGAGGUGGCUUCUGCCGUGGAUUCUAAUAGUAGCCACCACUCAUCAGGUCUUUUCCCAAUAUUCCACAUCCGUGCCUCCCUUGACGGCGACCAUAGAGCUGUAUAACCGUACAGCGUACUGCAAAUGGCCGUGCAAGUGUGCCAAGAGCGCCCCCCUGUGUCCGCCAGGGGUCAGUGUGCUGAUGGACGGCUGUGACUGUUGUAAGGCCUGUUCCAAGCAGGCGGGGGAGACCUGCAACGAGGCCGACGUCUGUGACUACCAUAAGGGACUGUACUGUGACUACAGCGUGGACAAGCCGAGGUACGAAAAAGGAGUAUGUGCCUACAUGGUGGGCACAGGCUGCGAGUACGACGGGGUGAUCUACCGGAACGGCCAGAGCUUCCAACCCAGCUGUAAGUACCGCUGUCUGUGUGUAAACGGCGCCAUCGGUUGUGUGCCGCUCUGCACAGACUCCCAUCCACCCCGGGUGUGGUGCCAGACACCCAGGCGGGUCAAACUGCCGGGCCGAUGCUGUGAGCAGUGGAUCUGUGACGAGCCCAGGAAGACGCGCAAGGCAGCCCCCGGACAUGCGGAGAUAGUGCGCGCCAGCCACAAUGAGGUCUGGCAUAAGAACUGCAUUACCCAGACCACCUCCUGGUCCCCGUGUUCCAAGACCUGUGGACGUGGCCUGUCCCUCAGGAUCUCCAACGCCAACGACCAGUGUGAGUUGAUCAAGGAGUCACGCCUCUGCAACAUCCGGCCCUGUGACGUCGACAUCACCAAGCACAUCAAGCCAGGGAAGAAGUGUCUGAACAUUUACAGGGAGGAGCAGAGCCAGAACUUCACCAUCUCAGGCUGCAACAGCAAGAAGCCCUACCGUCCAAAAUACUGUGGUGUCUGCAUGGCCACAGACGAUCGCUGCUGCAUCCCUUACAAGUCCAAGACUAUCGAGGUGGAGUUUGAGUGUCCCAACGGAGCCACGCUGACAUGGCAGGUGAUGUGGAUCAACGCCUGCUUCUGUAACCUCAGCUGCAGGAACCCCAACGACAUCUUCUCUGAGCUGGAGCACUACUACGACCACAACGAGGUCAUCAACUGACAACUGAGCAGCCUUGUCCGAGCCUGAAUGUACGGCCCAAAGGGCAGGAGACCAUCUCCUGUUUCUGUAGCAUGAGGCAGUUUAGUGUACAAGUACAUCCCCUGGGUAAGACGCUCGUCUGCCGGAGGGCUUUACCCAAAUCCAUCUCCUUAAUGCUGAAUGCAAAGGGUUUUUACAGUCUUUGGUAUGAAUCGACUGGGGAGAACUGAGCAGAGGACAGGUUCAUUUAGGUUAUUAUUGACUCCAGCUUUACACUCCUUGGAAUAAAGGGAUUGAUGAUUUGUUGGUUAGUGAGAUGUUCAAGCACCAGGCUGGAACAAAGCCUGCACCCCCUUAAGGUCCGCAGGAGUAGGAGGGAAGAACAUUGCAGUUGAACCCAAACUCUUCAUUAUGAUCUUGAUUAAAAACAAAAACAAAUUAUGCACAGGGUUUAUCAAUUAUUUAACCUCCAUUCAAUGAGGGGAAAAGGGAUGUAGUUGUUUUUCAAUUUUCUUUUAAACAUCUAAAUAUACACUGAGUGUACAAAACAGUAAGUACACCUUCCUAAUAUUGAGUUGCACCCCCCCUUUUG
Molecule: messenger RNA, 1774 nt
Organism: Salvelinus namaycush (lake trout)
Lineage: Eukaryota; Metazoa; Chordata; Actinopteri; Salmoniformes; Salmonidae
Gene: ccn4b
Product: cellular communication network factor 4b
Exons: 5
Coding region: 124-1203 (359 amino acids)
Biological process (GO): signal transduction; cell adhesion
Cellular component (GO): extracellular matrix; extracellular region
Molecular function (GO): integrin binding; heparin binding
Source: RefSeq, a predicted model, not a curated record